GCCCGCCGUCCACACUGCAACAUCUUCGGCCGGCGUUGGAAUUGAUGAGCUCACAGCUGAGGCACGCCGGCACCCACCCCACGACCACCCCCGACGCCAAUUGAGUCGAGCGCCCCCGCGUCCUAUCCCGUCUCGCCUCGCCGCGCAGCGCGCACACCUACGCACCCACGCGACGCCCCAUGAUGCAGGCCCUCCGGACGAGAGCGGCUUGCGCAGCCCGACGAACGACGCGGCCCGCAGCAACAAGCUUGCAGCUGUCGCGCUCCUACGCCUCCGGCGGCCACGACAGCCACGGCAGUAGCCACGACCACCACGAUCAUCACGACGACCACCACCACGCCCCCGAGGUCGAUGAGCACCUAGGCUUCGGGUUCUACGCCUUCGCCACCGCGCUGCCGGUGUGUUACGUGGGGUACUCCGUGUCGCGGCCGGGCGCGAACGGGGAGCCGUCGAGCCUGUCGAAGUGGAUUCAGAGCUACGAGUACCUGGGCGGGGAGUGGGAGGUGCGCAACAACCUGCGCACGCGGCUGAUCGAGCAGGCCGCGCACGACAAGCACCUCUUCAACCACGCCGGGCGGAACACGCACAUCGAGCUCAAGACCCCCGAGGUCUUCUACUCCGGCUCGCCCAUGAACGUGCCCGCCGGCCACUACGCAGACCUCAGCCACGUGACCGAGCACUACCGCAAGCACGCGGCCGAGGUGGAGGAGCGCGUCGCGAAGCGCAUGCGAGCGCGCGCGAGCAAGGAGCAGGAGCAGCAGCAGCAGCCGCCGCCGCCGCCGCAGCAGGCAUGAUAGGGUAGGCCCCGGAGCGUGCGCGCUCUUGCGAGAGGCAGAGGGAGGGAGACGGAGGGCGGCAGGGACGCAGAGCGUAUGUGUGAGCGGCGUCAGCGCGCACUAUCGCGUACCUACCUACUACCUCCCCUCUCUGCCCCCCUUCCGCCUGAAAUACAGAAGAAAUAGACAUACGCCGUGUAUAUACAUCAUAGCCAGCACUACCCUUGCCACCACCAUCCAGACCUACAACACGUAGACUUGCGAGCGGGCGAAGGAGCCAGAGGGUAAUUCCACGGAAUGGGCCCGCCGUGCGUGCUUUUUUUUUUUCUU
This is a messenger RNA of Durotheca rogersii, 1106 nucleotides long. RefSeq lists its product as uncharacterized. The coding region runs from base 180 to 794 and encodes 204 amino acids. The transcript is spliced from 3 exons. NCBI's taxonomy places the organism in Eukaryota, Fungi, Ascomycota, Sordariomycetes, Xylariales, Xylariaceae. Gene Ontology annotation, cellular component: mitochondrion. The record is from RefSeq and is a predicted model, not a curated record.